Messenger RNA from Scophthalmus maximus (turbot), 4957 nucleotides. It is a transcript of the gene il1rapl2, whose product is annotated as interleukin 1 receptor accessory protein-like 2. The record is from RefSeq and is a predicted model, not a curated record. Gene Ontology annotation, biological process: signal transduction. NCBI's taxonomy places the organism in Eukaryota, Metazoa, Chordata, Actinopteri, Pleuronectiformes, Scophthalmidae. Bases 738 to 2909 code for a protein of 723 amino acids. The transcript has 18 exons.
UCCAAAAGAAGCGGCUCGAGGCUUUGCGCGCCCCGCUCUUCUCUGCCGCUGCUUCGGCGCGCUGCAAGAAGGAUUUCCCAAAGUCAUUCACAAGUGUACUUUUGUUGUGUGUGUUUGUGUGUGUGUGUGUGUGUGUGUGUGAUUUUGACAGUGAAGCACAGUCCGGGGUCGCAUCCAGAGAGGAGAAGCGGGACAACAGAGGAAAGAGGAAUUCAAGGAGGAGAAGUGGAGAGCGCGCGCGGCUGUCUCAUUUCUCUUUGGAUAGAUUAGGACUAAAGAGCCCUUGCCUUGUAUCAAUUUUCAUACACCAUCGACUGCUGCCUGGAUAUGGACUGAUUGCUUUCCAUGGCCAGUCCAUUGAUUGGCCAAUUAUCGCUCGGACGUUGUCACCCGGCGAACUUGAACCUGUGUGGGAUUUAAACCGGGAAACGGAACUCUGCUUCUGCAGCUCCUCUAUUUUUUUCUUUUCCUUUUCUUUCUCCUAAAGCAACACCUCUGGAUCGAUUCACCGAUGAAUCAAUGUAUCGAUGACGCCAGUCUGUAAAGUCGAACCCUGGGAAGUUUUCUCUUCCCAUUUCCACAUCCACAAUAACCUGUAAAUCGAAGUUCAUCUCAAAUGAAGCUCAUUGGCAGGUGUUUAAAUCCAUUUGGAAAUAUUACAUGGUAUCUGGAUAUAGGCAACCGCAAUCUGCAUUAAAGCCACACAAGGACAUAAAGUGCCAGCGGAGAGUAGAGAGAUGAAGACCCCGUCGCUCGUCUUCCUCCUCCUCCUCGCCUCAGGGGCCUGCGAUGACGUCAAGUACAUCUCCAAAAGGAACUCAGUGGAUGGAUGCAUUGACUGGUCGGUGGAUCUGAAGGAGUACCAUGUUCUGGCCGGCGAGCCUGUUCGGGUCAAAUGUGCCUUGUUCUACAGCUACAUCAGAACCAACUACACCAUGGCCACCAACGCCAAGCUGCGCCUCAUCUGGUACAAGAACAAAGGAGACGCAGAGGAGCCAAUCAUUUUCUCGGGCCACAGGCUGAGCAAAGAAGACGACUCCAUCUGGUUCAGAUCUGCUGAAAUGGAAGACAAUGGAUUCUACACCUGUGUACUAAGGAACUCAACAUACUGCAUGAAGGUGUCCAUGUCGAUGACGGUGGAGGAGAGCGACGAGGGGAGAUGCUUCAGCAGCAAAAUCCGCCAUCUGGAGAAAGCCGAGAUAACGCACAGCAAAAUGAUCAGCUGUCCUGAUAUCGAAGACUAUAUGGCUCCAUACAAACAGCCUCAGAUGACCUGGUAUAAGGAGUGUGAGCGCGUCGAAUGGAGAAGUUCCAUCAUGCUGAACACCACGCACCUCUGGAUACCUGAGGUGGAGGAGGGCGAUGGGGGAAAUUACACGUGUGAGUUACAGUACGGAUCCAGGGUGGUGCGGCGGACGACGCAACUCAAAGUGACAGCUCUCCAAACCACUCGGCCUCCCAAGGUCCUUUUUCCCCCAGAGAGGCAGGACACGGUCAUAGAAAUCACGCCUGGUAUGCCACUCAGUCUGGACUGCAAGGCCUUUUUUGGCUAUAGCGGAGAAAACAGGAGGCCGAUCAUCUACUGGAUGAAAGGGGAGAAGUUUGUGGAAGAACUAGCGGGACAUAUAAAAGAGAGUGAAGUCAGGAUCUUGAGGGAGCAUUUAGGGGAGAAGGAGGUGCAGCUCUCCUUAACGUUCGACGCUGUGGAGGAGGCGGACCUGGCCAACUACACCUGUUAUGUGGAGAACCAUAUAGGGAGGCGCAGUGGGAGUGCUAUCCUGCAGAAGAAAGAUAUGUAUCGCCUGGAGCUGGCCGGUGGUCUCGGGGUCAUACUGCUGCUGCUGGGGGUCCUGACGGCACUCUAUAAGUGUUACAACCUGGAAAUCAUGCUCUGCUACAGGAGACACUUUGGGAGCGACGAGACUGAGGACGAUAAUAAGGAGUACGACGCCUACCUGUCCUACACUAAAGUGGACCUGGACUGUCUGGGCAGGACGACGAGCAGCGACGAGGAGACGUUCGCUUUGGAGAUCCUGCCGGAUGUUUUGGAGAAACAUUAUGGCUACAAGCUGUUCAUACCGGACAGAGAUUUAAUACCCAGCAGCACCUAUAUCGAGGACCUGGCUCGCAGCGUGGAGCAGAGCAGACGGCUCAUCAUCAUCUUGACCCCAGAGUUUGUCGCCAAACGAGGGUGGAGUAUCUUCCAGAUAGAGACCCGCCUCCACUCCAUGCUGGUUACCGGGGAGAUCAAGGUGAUCAUGAUAGAGUGUGCCGACCUGAAGAACGUCAUCAACUACCAAGAGGUCGAGGCACUUAAACAUACGAUCAAGGUUUUGUCUAUCAUCAAGUGGAGGGGUCCUAAAAGCAACGAGCUGUCCUCCAAGUUUUGGAAACAGGUGGUCUACGAUAUGCCUGCUAAACGCAGAGAGACUCUGUCCAGACGCCAGGUGAUGGACUCGGGCGAACAGGGCCUCUUUGGUGACCUACAGACCACCGUCUCCACAAUUGCCAUGACAACCACCUCUGCCUCCCUGGUGCCCCCUAAUGAGAGUCGCCAUGGACAUCAUCAGGUUGCCUUGGCGACAGAGAUUCCGGACUACAACCAGAUGACCUUGCCACUAGCGGGGGGUCACACAGCUACAGCAGCCCAGAUGAGGCAUUUCUGCCGCAGUUACGAGUUCCAGCUUCCCCCACCGCCUUCCUCCAUGUCGCCUCCUCUCCCACCUCCCUCCACCGUGCAGUUCUCCACUCUGGGACCCGGGGGGCGCCACGUCUAUUGCAACAUCCCUAUGACACUAUUGAAUGGACAGGUACCUCAGAGCAGUACGCUUGGGAAAAAGCCGGAACUCCACCUGAACAGCACGUUCGUACCUCUCACCAGCAGAGAACUAAGCUCUGACAUCUGGUAGAUGUGCUCAACUGGCACUGGAUACAAACUGGUUUGCAGAUUGCUUUUUUUCACUGGCUUUUGGACCUUGGGUAGAUUGGUCGGUCGACUGGUUUCCAUCGUGCUUUUGGACUGUGUACAGACUGUCGGAGUGUCAGUAGAGACUCGUUCUGGGCCUUCUCACCCCAUGCUGUGGACAAAACGACUUCUUAAAGACUGUAUAAGGCUGAGAUUCACAGUGGUUGGGUGUAAUGACUGCAUUCCUCACAAACAGAUGGAUUCAUUUUGUCAAACCUUUGGACCAACUGGUUACCGACUGAUACAAACUGGUAUGUAUGAGGGGUGGCCAAUGCCGUUUAAUAGAGGCGGAAUGCUAUUACACGACAUGACUGGUUCAAUGAAUUUGACAGCAGAGUGUUUAUAGACAGAUAUGGACAUGUGGACAUGAUGAACUGGUAAAGUCCAUGAAAAGGGGCCAGGAUACCUUAAAGAUGACUUUGGAUCCACAGCCAAUAGAAGUCUGUGUGUCAAACUAGCUACCACGUUGGACCUCGGAGCACAACGAAGUAUCCCAGUCCACUCGCACACCGGCUGUGGAAACCAGUUGACUCGUCAGCUGCUCGACUACUUGGAAAUAUCGGUCCACGGAAAAGCAAAAAGUAGCGCAAACGCCGGUCAAUCUUCCACAUCGGCAACUUCUCAGAAUUCCAAUCUACCUGUUGACUAGGUGGCUCGUCAGGAGACAAGGUCGAUUUCAAGCAAUGCUUUUGGAAUACCAGUCCACCUUAAAACAACAAGUCAACCUCUUGAAGUACAACUCCUAGUUGGCUACCUGGUAUGGCACUUAGAAGCCGAACCCCAAAAAAGCCGUUGUGUAUCAGAAAUGGUAGUCUGGAAGAACUUCAAGCAAGUGAUGCAGAAAACAAUGGCUAAAACUUAUUUUACUGGGAAAGCACAGUUAGCUGGAGUCGGUGGAAGCUAUCUAGUUGCAUAAACUAGUUGACUAUAAUGCUACUUCUUGAACUAGGAGGGGGGAAAAACCAGCCAGCUCGUCAAACUGUGACCCAGUUAACAGCAACUAGUUAUUUCAUCGAGAGGCGAAAAUGUCCGAGGGGUGAACCACCAACUCUCACCACCGGGCUAAAAGCAUAAAGGACUUGGCUUUUUCUAUUUGCAUGACCACCCAUUUAGAUAAAAAAAAAAGAUAAUCAAAUAAACAUAGAUAAAAGAGUAAAUGACACAGUCAUUUGUCGCAGCCUCUUUUAACACGGAGGAAAUGAAACGUCUUAUGUUGAUGCAGUAUAUUUGUUUUCUGUCCGGCCACGAGGUGAUGAUAAAAACUGAAUAAAGGGAAAAAUAGGAGGUGUCCCUCCAAAAACAUUUUCAAUAUUUAUUUUACAUUCAAAAGGUUUGUCGUUUUAAAAGGUAGGAGAGAAUUGUUUUCCAGGCUUUGUUCUUUAAAUAUCUGUUUGUUAUAAUAAUCUCUGUACAGCUUCCAUAACUGACGCAUAGACCUAUACAUGACAGUGAUUGGUUCCCUACAUUUUGUUAACACUCACAUUAAGUGUCCUACUUUUGCUUUCGUUCCGUUCAACUUUUUGUCAGUGGUUGGGUGGAUGGAUGGAUGUUUUGUUUUUUUGAUUUUUCUCGGCAGUACAACACUGCUAAGAGACUGAUGUUUUAAUCAACGCGACUACCGGAAUCCAGACGACGACCGGUCAGCCAAAGGAGGGGCUUCACUGCAUAAAAAGCCAGACUCCAAGCUGAAGCAGAACUCAUUCUUCUUUGUGAGCUUUAAAAAAAAAAAAAAAAGUUUAUUACCAUGGUAUUUAAGCAAAGUGAAUUCUGUUUUGAGUUUACAAAAAGGUACUGUCAUUGUCUUAUUAGAACCAAUGAAAUAUGGAUAUUUGAGAUUGUUUGAUACAAUAAUUAAUUAUUUGAGUUGUUAUAUUCGAUGGCAAUAUACAGUAUAGUGGUUGUCUUUUGAUUUCUGCUAAUUUCUUUGACUAUUCAUUGGAUAUAUUGGUUGAAAUAAUUUAACGGAGAGCAAAUAAAAAUUAUAUGAGUUGU